GCUGUGACCACGGCGAUCGCGACUUUUGGCUGGGGGUUAUUUUUACUCGAGUGCUUCUCAGCGGUUGCAGUGCUAAUAAGCUUCGAUAGGCGAUCUUUGCCGGACCGACUUUAAUUCGAAAUUUUCGUGUGAAAAUAUUUAUCCGGAUCCGGUACGGUGGUUUCCGGCGUAACGUUCCGAAAUGGCCAUCGAACAACUCGGGUACAGCGUGUUUUUCAUCGCGCUGAGCUGCGCGAUCGCGGCAGUUGCCCGACGAUUGAAUGGCAAAUUGUCCAAAGAAGGCCUAGUGAGGGAACUGAUCUUUGAGGCCAUCGCCGCCGGGGAACUGUGUGCUUGUUGCUUUGAGUUGAUCAUCGUUGCCGACAACUUUGGAGUGGCCACCUAUGCGGUGUUCCUGUUCACGCUGACGAUUUGGUGGGGAUUGCAGUGGGGUAAUGCUACAGCAUGUCCCUACACCUAUAUGGAGCAGAUCGUGCAAGGCGAAGUGGACUUCAGAGAAGCUGCCUUGAAGAUUUGGGCUCAGCUGAUGGGCGGAUGCUGCGUGUAUCGUUAUGUUCAACUGUACUGGUGGCUCGAAUUGGCUGAAACCCACGAGGGCAGAGCUUUCGAAGAGUGCUCCGCUGAUUUGAAGGUGAACCUAUAUCUGGGAGCUUUCAUCGAAGGUUUGGCCACCCUGUGCUGCCGUUUGGCUUCCAAGGUGAUCUCCGAGAAGGAUGCCAAGUUUGGCUCAUUCAUUGAUUCUUUCAUUGGAACCAGUUUGGUCGUGGCAGCUUUCAACUAUUCCGGCGGAUACUUCAAUCCGGUUCUGGCCACCGCACUGAAGUGGGGUUGUGCCGGAAAUUCCGCUCUCGAGCACAUCAUCGUCUACUGGAUAGGAUCGUGCGUCGGGGCUGUGCUGUCGGUGCCACUGUUCAAAACCGCCACCUUCAAAAAUCUAUUUCUUGCCGAUAAGGUUAAAGCCGAGUAAGAAGGUAAACUAAGCUCGAAGGUGCCGUUUUGAAUGCGGU
Molecule: messenger RNA, 1007 nt
Organism: Ochlerotatus camptorhynchus
Lineage: Eukaryota; Metazoa; Arthropoda; Insecta; Diptera; Culicidae
Gene: AQP
Product: aquaporin
Exons: 4
Coding region: 182-967 (261 amino acids)
Cellular component (GO): cytoplasm
Molecular function (GO): channel activity
Source: RefSeq, a predicted model, not a curated record